GCGGUCGUUUGUCGUCGCGGUCGCCGUGCCGUAAUAUUAUUAUUGUUUUGCGGAUUGUGUUCAAUAAAAUAAUAAUAAUAAUAAAACACGACCGUGUCCGCUGUAACUCAAAAAUAAUAAAAUAUAAAAAAUCGAAAUACGAAAACCGCGAACGGUCAAUAUAUUAUUUAUCGAAACGUCACGACGAUAAUAAUAUUAAAACGUAUAACGUUGCACGGUUAGCCGAAUGCCGUCGUUAUAUUACAGUAUAGCGUAGUAGAUAAUAAUAAUAUAUAUAUACGUAUAAUACGGUACGGGCAAACCUCGAGUGUUGUGGGUGCGUCGAAUUUCGAUCGGGGGCGGCGGCGGCGGUGGUGGUAAAUUUAUUUUUCCUUCUCCCGGACGAGAUACCCGAGAGCGUCGGUCUCGCGCUGGCGACCUGCAGCUCUACCCACGCGAUAAUAACACCGUAGAAUAUUAUAUCAUAUUAUAAAUUUAUAUAUAUACAACGUCGUCGAGGCAUUACCAUCUCAAAAGUACAAUAGAUUGCAAUAAGUGGCAUAAUAACGUUACGUCGUAGUAGAUAGCCGCGCGCGGGACAUCGCAUAGUAUUUCAUCGCCGGCAAUCAUCAUGUCUUGGUUUUUUUCGGCCGACGAUGACGAGGAAGACGAAAACUUGCUCUUUAGCCCCGCGCUCAUGGCCCGGAGGGCCAGUGAGAGUUGGAUCGAUACACCGCCAAUAGAGGAAGUUCCGGUCCAGAUGGCACUGCAGCGCAAAAAGAGUCUGCCAGACGUUCAAGUGCCGUUGAACGCUCCGGCGUCGAUCACCCGAGAAGAGGUGUCCGUGUUGAGUUCGGCCAGGAGGGAAGAGAUGCGUAGGGUGGAAGAAGAAAACGAACGGCUCAGAGCCAACCCACUGCUCUACCUAGUCAGUCCGCACAUGAAGGAUUGGUUCACGAGGCAACAGUUGGUGUUGGUCAUAUUGAUCGUCAACAUAUCGUUGGCGUUGAUGUUUUUCAAACUUCUGACAUCCUAGACGCGACGCCGGCGGUGGACGGCUUGGACACUUCCGCAGAGCCACAUACGAAAAUAGAAAACGAAAUAUACAUUUAUUAUAUUUUUUCAGACAUGACAUGUUGUGUUAAUUCGACGGUGACAAAUCAAUGUUAUUGCGCGUCAACGUUAAUAAUUAUUAUUUUUAUAACGGCCGUUUCGGGACGAGACGGUUCGGAGCGGACCCGGACGUCUCGUCCGGAAAACGUAUCCGAUGCGUUUAUUUAUUAUCGUUUCAAUCACUUUUUGGCAAUGUUAUAAACUAUAAAUUACAAUAUAUACAUACAUAUACAUAUAUAAAUAUAUUUAUUAUAUAAUAAAUGUUAUAUAUGUAUAUGUUUGUAUAUAUAUUUACACCUAACACCACGUUUGUUGUACGGCGUUAUUUCCCAAUAAAUCGAUUUAUUAUUAUUAUUAUUAUUAUUAUUAUUAUUAUUAUAUUAUAACACGUAGUGACACGAUAUGAGGUCGAACAACCCGACGACGAUGUCUUAUAAUAUAUUAUAUUAUAUAUUAUCAUAUAAGACUCGAGUCGAAGGCGAUUGGCUUUUAUUUCGGUAUAAUAUUAUAUUUUGUUAGUGAAUAUAGUGCAUUUGAUUUUUUUUCGUUCUCUCUAGAUGUUGUUGUUGUUUUUUUUUUGUUUCCCGCGUAAAAUAUAUUAUACGAUGACCAAAUA
Molecule: messenger RNA, 1708 nt
Organism: Rhopalosiphum maidis (corn leaf aphid)
Lineage: Eukaryota; Metazoa; Arthropoda; Insecta; Hemiptera; Aphididae
Exons: 3
Coding region: 611-1015 (134 amino acids)
Source: RefSeq, a predicted model, not a curated record